AUGACUGGUGUGGCUGAAAAUGAAUGUGAGGGAAAUAUUCAAGAGUCAGAACUGUUUUAUAUUUUGAUCAAGAUUCCUUCUGGGAGCGACAUUCACAAACCUUGCUGUUGGCAGCGAGGUGUGCCCCUCUUCUCAAGACUAUUUUCCCAAUUUAGUGAAGUUAGAAACCUGCCAGCUCCAGACCCUGAAGCCACACCCUUGGAUGCUGACUACGAGAACAACCAGGUGCAAGCUGCCUACGGAGCUGGGCUUAUUGGUGCGCUGAGGAGACCCGAAGCUUUCAGAAAUCCAUCAGCUCCAUCUAGAUGGCUGUCUCCAUCUGGUUUUCUUCUCCCUUUGCUCCUUCUCCAGAUGUUCACCUGGUAUUCAGCAGGUCAGUGGUCCCAGUUUUCUGUGAAGGGUCCUGCUGAGCCUAUUGUGGUCUCACUUGGGGCAGACGCCACUCUACCCUGCCAGCUGUCCCCCGAGCAGAGUGCCGCCGACAUGCACAUCCGGUGGUACCGAGCGCAGCUCUCCCCGGCGGUGCUGGUAUUCCAGGACGGACAGGAGCACAGUGAGGAGCAGAUGCUGGAGUACCGUGGCAGGACCCAGUUGGUGACCGACUCCAUUGACACCGGGAGUGUGACCCUGCUGAUACAGAAUGUCCGGGCCUCCGACGAUGGCCAGUACUGGUGUCAUUUUAGAGAUGGUGACAUCUUGCAAGAGGCCACUGUGGAGUUGAAUGUUGAAGGCCUGGGCACGAUCCCUCGUGUUCACAUGACGGGGCCUGAGGACGGUGGGAUCCGAGUGCUGUGCUCCUCAGGAGGCUGGUUCCCAAAGCCAACGGUGCAGUGGAGAGACAGCGCGGGAGGGAAGCUGCCAUCGCCGGCCGCGUCUCAGACCCAGGACGGCGAUGGGCUCUUCCAGGUGGAGGCUUCUCUCGUAGUCAAGGACAGCUCCUUGGGCAACGUGACCUGCUCCAUCCAGAAUCCCCUCUCCGGCCAGGAGCUCGCAUCAGCCAUCUUCCUCCCAGAGCCCUUCUUCCCCAAGGUGUCUCCGUGGAAAGCUGCCCUGGCUUGGACCGUCCCUGUGCUGAGUCUCCUCAUCGCUGGGAUCAGCUACAUUGGCUGGAGAGAACGUCAAGCCAAAGAGAGGGAGAUAAAGAAAAGUGAAAGAGAAGCUAAAGAAAGAGAGGAGAUGAAGAAGGGAAAAGAAGCGGCAUUUAAGAGCAAAGAAAGCCUCGAAAACGAGCUCAAACAGCGGAAGAAACUGUACCUCGAAGAUUGGAAGAAGGCCCUGCUGUAUCCUGACUGGAGAAAGGAAAAGUUCCAGCCUGCCAAGGUGACCAUACAUAAUGAAAGGCUUUCUGAGAACAAUUCUGGAACAGAAGGAAAAGAGAACCACGGGGAGGAGUCACAGAAUCUCAUCACAGUGGAACAAAGAGAUUUUACGUCAGGGAGAUAUUUCUGGGAAGUGGACAUUAAGGAUGCUGAUGAGUGGACGCUAGGCAUUUUUGAAGAAAAUACGGUUAAGAAUGCACCAUCCAGCGAACCAUCAAGGAAAAAAUUCAGAGUCUUAGAGAAGAAGAGAGGUGCAUACAGGGCUCUUGGCUAUUGUUUACAAGAGAUUUUUAUAGAUGAGUCUCUCCGUAUAGAAAAGGAUCCACAAAAGAUUGUGAUUUUCUUAGAUUAUGGGGAUAGUGACGUUUCUUUCUAUGACAUAGUGAGUGGUGACCACAUCUUUUCCUUCACCAAAUCCAGCUUCUCUGGAUCACUCUAUCCUUACUUCAGUCGUAAACCUGUGGAGCUCUCCGUACGUGCACAGCCCGCUGAUUGA
Lepus europaeus (European hare) is the source of this 1815-nucleotide messenger RNA. RefSeq names its product butyrophilin-like protein 1. Gene Ontology annotation, molecular function: signaling receptor binding. The transcript has 11 exons. Bases 1 to 1815 code for a protein of 604 amino acids. Gene Ontology annotation, biological process: regulation of cytokine production; T cell receptor signaling pathway. Gene Ontology annotation, cellular component: external side of plasma membrane. Lineage: Eukaryota; Metazoa; Chordata; Mammalia; Lagomorpha; Leporidae. The record is from RefSeq and is a predicted model, not a curated record.